This is a messenger RNA of Ricinus communis (castor bean), 1955 nucleotides long. Its product is annotated as molybdate-anion transporter. The transcript has 8 exons. The coding region runs from base 187 to 1569 and encodes 460 amino acids. Gene Ontology annotation, molecular function: molybdate ion transmembrane transporter activity. Gene Ontology annotation, cellular component: membrane. Lineage: Eukaryota; Viridiplantae; Streptophyta; Magnoliopsida; Malpighiales; Euphorbiaceae. Gene Ontology annotation, biological process: molybdate ion transport. The record is from RefSeq and is a predicted model, not a curated record.
UAUAUAUUUGUGUUCCUCUCUCUCUAUAUUACAUGUAAUGGAGAAGUGAUAGAAUCUUACUUUGGGGAUGAUACAUUUUCUAUAACUGAUUUGUUCAUCUCUGAUCAUUAAUUGUAUCUCAAAAUCAAAAUCUGAAUAGCAAAAAGAGAGAGUGGUAAAAACAAGACCCAGUUAGAAAGGACAAAAAUGGAGGUGUUUUUCUAUAUGGUGUUUGGAGGAUUAGGAGCAGUGGUUGCAGCAUUGGAAUUGAGCAAAACGAACAAAGAUCGAAUCAACACUUCUCCUGCUUUUAAUUCUUUCAAGAACAAUUACCUCCUCGUUUAUUCUCUUAUGAUGGCUGGGGACUGGUUGCAGGGUCCAUAUGUGUACUUCCUCUACAGCACAUAUGGGUUUGGGAAAGGAGAGAUUGGGCAGCUUUUUAUUGCUGGUUUUGGGUCCUCCAUGUUGUUUGGUACAAUUGUUGGAUCUUUAGCUGACAAACAGGGUCGAAAAAGGGCAUGCAUUACUUAUUGCAUAACCUAUAUACUGAGCUGUAUUACCAAGCAUUCUCCUCAAUACAAAGUUUUGAUGAUAGGCCGUGUUUUGGGAGGCAUUGCCACUUCUCUUCUAUUUUCAGCAUUUGAGUCGUGGCUGGUUGCGGAGCACAAUAAGAGAGGCUUUGAUCAACAAUGGCUGUCUUUAACUUUCUCAAAGGCGAUAUUUCUGGGCAAUGGCCUUAUUGCUAUUUUGUCUGGAUUGUUUGGGAACCUUCUUGUGGAUACAUUUGCUCUUGGACCUGUGGCCCCCUUUGAUGCUGCUGCAUGCUUUCUUGCAAUUGGAAUGGCCAUUAUUUUUUCAUCAUGGACAGAAAAUUUUGGGGACCAUUCAGAGAGCAAGGACUUGCUUACCCAAUUCAGGGGUGCUGCUAUGGCCAUUGCUUCUGAUGAAAAAAUUGCUUUGCUGGGUGCCAUUCAGUCACUAUUUGAAGGUUCUAUGUAUACCUUUGUGUUCCUGUGGACACCUGCUUUGAGCCCAAAUGAUGAGGAGAUUCCCCAUGGUUUUAUUUUUGCAACAUUCAUGUUGGCUUCAAUGUUGGGAAGCUCCCUUGCAUCUCGGUUGAUGGCCCACUCUUCACCAAGGGUGGAAAGCUACAUGCAGAUUGUUUUUGUUGUCUCCUCUAUUUCUCUUAUGCUUCCCAUUGCAACCAAUUUCUUAGUGGCACCUUCUAAAGCGAGAGGUGGAGGCAUCUCGUUUUCAGGUUGUCUACAGCUUCUUGGUUUCUGCACCUUUGAGGCUUGCGUCGGAAUUUUCUGGCCAUCAAUUAUGAAAAUGAGAUCCCAAUACAUUCCUGAGGAGGCCAGAAGCACAAUAAUGAACUUCUUCCGCAUUCCUCUCAAUAUCUUUGUCUGCAUUGUGCUGUACAAUGUUAAUGCAUUCCCUAUAACUGUUAUGUUCGGUAUGUGCUCGAUUUUCCUCUUCAUGGCUUCUAUCUUGCAGAGGCGGCUCAUGGUGAUAUCGGACAAGCCAAAGGCAGAAGAUUGGACAGCUCUGAAGGACAGAGACACGGAGGCAGAACCGCUGAACAUUUGAUGGAUGUGAGCUGACUAAACAUGGAUUUUGGAAACGACCAUAUUCAUUCUAUACAUCUGUUAGCUUAUAUUUGAUUUUUUAAUCCAUUCAGAGAAGUUACAACAGAAAGUAGUGUGGUCUUCCUGCAAAGCAAAAAAAUAUGGGGACGAUCACUUGGAGCUACUAUGAUAUUCUUUUUUGUUUUCUUUUUGGCUGUCUCUAGGUUGACUCAUUAGUGUAUCGACGAGUCUUUCUCUUCUUGUUUUUUUUGUUUUUUCUUAUUAGCUUUGCCCUACUAUUGUUGUAGGAAAUAUCUACAGAGUAAUUCAUGUUAUUCUUUUCUGAGGUGCGUCAAUUGUUUGUACUGAAGAUGAGCAAUCUCAAGUUCAAUUUCAAUUUGUCUACUA